Molecule: messenger RNA, 6157 nt
Organism: Myxocyprinus asiaticus (Chinese sucker)
Lineage: Eukaryota; Metazoa; Chordata; Actinopteri; Cypriniformes; Catostomidae
Product: nuclear receptor subfamily 1 group D member 2-like
Exons: 8
Coding region: 435-2138 (567 amino acids)
Biological process (GO): cell differentiation; positive regulation of transcription by RNA polymerase II; hormone-mediated signaling pathway
Molecular function (GO): RNA polymerase II cis-regulatory region sequence-specific DNA binding; zinc ion binding; nuclear receptor activity
Source: RefSeq, a predicted model, not a curated record
AUCAUCAGCGGUAGAGCGCAAUCUCUUUUUCAGUCUCUUUGUACGUGCGCCUGCUGUGCGUUAAAGUGCUUUUUAUUUAGAACUCUUCACUAAAGCCAGUCACAACUACUUGGUGAGCUGUUAUAGAUGCUUUAUUAGACGAUUUUAUCGUCUGGAUUUGCUCUCUAAUCGGCCCUGGUUUUAGUAUUAAAGAGUUUGGAAGUCUAAUCUUUUACCUCACACCGAAAAAGAAGAUUUAUCAAAGAAAACCGAGGGGGGUGUUUUUUCAAGCAAAACGGCGCUGAUAUAUCCACUUUCUUUUGUAGGUUUAGUUAGAGAUGUUCCUCGGGUAGUGUACAGGUCGAGAUACUCGUGACAGCGACUGAUAGUUGCUGUAAACUGUCUAAAAACGGCACUUAAACACAGGUGACUGCGGCUCAAAGCUGUCGGAGGACAUGGAUUCCACAAAGGCUGGUAGAGUAAUAGCAUACAUCAGCUCCUCGAGCUCGGCCUCCAGUCCAGAGUCAUGCCACAGUGACUCCUCCAACAGCAGCUAUCAGUCCUGCUCUUCACCCAGCCGCCAGCAGGGCGAAGCCCUUCCUGUGGCCCCUCAAUCCCGCCCACCCAGGCACGGUGGAGGGAAGUCACGAUCACCCUCCACUGCCAAAAGUGGCAUUACAAAGAUUAACGGUCUGGUGCUCCUAUGUAAAGUGUGUGGAGAUAUGGCGUCGGGAUUUCAUUACGGCGUUCACGCCUGUGAGGGAUGUAAGGGUUUCUUCAGGAGGAGCAUUCAGCAGAACAUUCAGUAUAAGAAGUGCCUUAAGAACGAGAGCUGCCCCAUCAUGCGCAUCAACAGGAACCGAUGCCAGCAGUGCCGUUUUAAGAAGUGUCUGCUUGUGGGCAUGUCCAGAGAUGCUGUGCGUUUCGGCCGCAUUCCCAAACGAGAGAAACAGCGCAUGCUGCUGGAGAUGCAGAACGCCAUGAACAACAUGAUGAACAACAGCCAUGGCAACCAGCCCCUGCCUCUAAGCAACAUGAAUGAAAGAGCAUCAGAGGACAGUGGCUCGGGCCACUCCUCAUGCUCCUCCUCCACCUCCCCCAGGAGCAACCAGUCCGAGCCUAGCCACGACCCUGAGUCAUUGGUUACCAUGGAUACGAGCCCAAACUCGGACUCCUCCAGUGCCAUGGACAGCGGGGAGGAAGAGGUCAUAGGUACAGUAACUAGGGCACACCAGGAUACGUUCAUGUACAAUCAGGAGCAGGGCAUCGUGCCUUCAGAGGCCCCUAACAACUUCAGCCACUGCACAAAGGAAGCCUGGAACCAGCAGAUCAAUGCAUCCUCAGUGACCAAUCACAACCCACCAUUGAGCUAUGGUCCGCAGGAGCCUGAAAAGUCCAGUCGAGACAUCAAUACUCUGAGCAGCUGCUCCAUCAGACCACAUAACAGCAGCUCUGAAGGGGCAUUUCUGCAAAACUUCUCCUUUAGAGCUCAAAAUAACAAUGAAUCACACGUCAAUGGCAGCUAUAGUGUCCCGCCAUGUGCUUGGGGGAACAGGAUGCACCUGGUUUGUCCCAUGAACACAUCACCCUACGUGGACCCUCAGAAGUUGGGUCACAGUAUCUGGGAGGAGUUCUCCAUGAGCUUCACCCCAGCGGUCAGGGAGGUGGUGGAGUUUGCAAAGCGCAUCCCAGGAUUCAAAGAUCUGUCCCAGCAUGACCAGGUCAGCCUGCUCAAGGCCGGGACUUUUGAGGUGCUAGUGGUGCGCUUUACGUCGCUAUUCGAUGUGAAGGAGCGCACCGUUACGUUUCUGAGUGGCAGGAAGUACAGCGUGGAUGUGCUGCGCUCAAUGGGUGCUGGUGACCUCCUCAACUCAAUGUUUGACUUCACUGAGAAGCUGCGAGCUCUGAACCUCAGUGAGGAGGAGAUGAGCCUCUUCACAGCCGUAGUGCUGGUGUCAGCAGAUCGUUCUGGUCUUGAGAACGUUAACUCGGUUGAGGCGCUUCAGGAGACUCUGAUCCGAGCUCUGCGCAGCUUGAUCACCAAGAACCAUCCCAACGAGAUCGCCAUCUUCACCAAACUGCUCCUUAAACUGCCUGACCUGCGCUCCCUCAACAACAUGCACUCGGAGCAGCUCCUGGCCUUCAAGGUCCACCCUUGACCACCCCCCGACACCCCCCAGAACUGUGGACCACGCUCCCUGUCCACCUCCAGAAGCUCCGGGCCCGCUCCUGUGGUCCACUCAGCCGAGGGGGAGCCUGUUCUCGACUCGAUCCCCCUCGGCUGAGGUUUCUUCCCAUGACUUUCUAAGGACUGCUGGGUUCAUAUGAAGGUGGACGGGGUGGAUACAUAAGUCAUUGUACUGUAAAACAAUAACGCCUCUGUUUUUGCUAACACACACGACUCGCAGACACAAACUGGAACGGUUUCGUUGUAGAUGCUUAAGAGGGUUUGUACGAUUACGGGGAUUGUGUAGACACAGAGGCACCUUGAAUUUGUUUUUAGAUUUGUACUGUCUGUGCAAUAAGUGACGCGUUCACUGUUUUUGGAUAGUUUGUUUGUUGGUCGUUUAAUCGUUUCAGAGAUUGGCUUUGUGCAGUGAAUCUGUGGCACAGGAAGUAAACUUGUGGCUGUUUGAAAGUUAUGUGGUUAGCGUAAGACGAAAUGAAAAACUAGUACACAGAGCACAGUUUUAUGUCCUUUCCAAUUUGAAGAAAAGAACAUGCAACAACUAUGAAAAGAAAGAAUGUGGAACAAGCUGCUGAUCAGAGCUUUCCCACGGAAAGACGCAAAUCUUUAAUGGAUAUAUAUUUUUUUAUAGUUCGUCUUCUAUCUUAAAACCUCUAGUCAAGUGAAAAGGAAGCCAUUCUCUCCUCUACGCAAGUUUGUAAACGUAAAUGCUUAACAAGAUAGAUUUUGUGCGCUGUUGUGUUCCGAAAUAUGUCCGAUCGCAACACAAGCACAUGUUGCAUUCUCAGAAUUGCCAGAAGGGGCGCUAUUAGAUUAAACUGUCUAAAUCAGCCAGUUUUCUCUGUCCUGUUAACUGCUGUCAUGGUGGAGGAACAGUUUUAGUUAGUUCACGUUAGUUAAAGUCGAUAUGUUUACCUGGCACAGAUGUUUCAAGGUAACUCUUAUCGCCCCCUUGAGAAUUGAUGUUUGUUGCCACCACGUUACGUAUAUGUUCAACAGGACGCAUGCCGGCAAUGAACUGGUUGAGCAUUGAUGUUCAUGCUUAAAGUAUGUCUCUGGUCGUAGAUCUGCAUGAUGGUGCAUCUGUGUGUAUCUUUUGAAUUGUUGGGCUUUUAGUAAUGACGCAAUAUUUGAUGAUGAUGCGAAACAACUAGAGGAGAAGAACAAAUGUGUAUUAUCACUAUAAGAAUUGUGCAUGCUCCUCCUACCGGUACUGAUGGGACACAAAGCCGAGGCCACACCCUAACUGACACCUGACGAUUGGGUGAUAUUUCUCAGACAGGCCGGAUAUUAAUGAUUUUUUUUGUGAAUGAUAGUUCGGGAGGACACACUCCCCUUCAUAUUUGUGUAAUUCUGUUUGUUUCUUCUUUUUUUUCCCUUCUUUUUUAAAACCUUUUUUUCAUUUCUAUGGAUAAGUCUGUAAAGUGAAAGUUGUUGUAGAAUUCUUGUUUUUCUGUGAUAAGCUGCAGUCAGUUCAGUAAAUAGUGUGUUUCCUCACACACUGUUGGACCACACGGGAAGAGGAAACAGGAAAUGACUUGAAGCCCCUCUGAGCAGCACCAUUACUGCAGCAAUGCCUCUUAAAGAUACUUCUUGGGUAGGUAUGAAUCUCAAGGCCGCUGCAGAUGAAUAUAGUGAUUUACAAAAGGAUGGAAUGGAGUAUGUUGAGUUGUUUGGUGUGGGUCUCUCUCUCUCUCUCUCUCUCUCUCUCUCCAGCCUGCGGUUCACUUAGUGUCAGCAUUGUGUUGUCAUAUUCCAGUCUGUUUUCUUCUGUGAAAGCACUGUAAAAUAGCUAUAUAAUGAAUGAUAUAAUUAAAUACAUAUAAAAUAAACAGAUAAAUGCUGAUCCUUCUCUUAAUGUGUCAUUUGUAGAGAACGUCACAAAUGCAAAGACAAAAAUGGACACAUCUUUGAUUCUUGAUACAAAACCUUUAAAUCAAAAUAAUUUCAUGAUUGAUGAAUUUUUACGUAGUGUUGUUGCCUCAGUACAUUUGUGUUAAUAAAAGUUUUACACAUAAAAACAUUUAGCAUUUUUAGAAAUAUGUUGAAAAUGAUGCACACUCACAUAAGAUGAAGACUCCAGUCACAUCAGAAACCCUAUAAAAGAUGUUUUAUUUUAUAUGGAGCGGGUCGCCCUCUCAUGGGCGGUGCCAUGUUGACAACACAUGACAUUGGGCUCGUUUGAGACGAGCGAGUUCUGUGCACAACCGAUCACUGGUGAUCACCGCCAGGUGUUAGAAAUCUGUCCGGCUUGCUGUGAUGUCAUGCAGGUGGCACAGUUGCUUUUUCCGAGUUGAACGAACUGCAAGCACUAUGGGAAAUACUUUCUAAUGACAGCUUAAUGCUCAUUGGCUUAAACAACUGUGAUGUUUCGUUUUCAUCAUGUUUUUAUGUGUAUAAAUGAUAUGUGAAUAUUCCCAACACUCUGACAGUGCAAUCUCUGUAAGGGGUAUGUGAUUGUUAUCAUAUUUCUGAAAUAUCUCAAAUACAUGUCUUUAUUCAACUAAAAAUGGAUGGAAAGACACGUCUUAUGGGGGGAAUUAAAUAACAUGUACACUGACUGUCUUUUUCAUCAUAUUUAUUUUCAUUUUAAAGAAUCAAAAUUUCAAUUGCGUCCACUUAAUUAACAUCAAAGCACAUGAACAUGAAUCCCGCGAUAUCUGCCUUUGAUCUAGAAUGUGUUUGAUCCAGUACGAGAAGUGAGAACUAGUGAUGGGGAGUCGAUUCCUCAACUCUGACUCGUCCUGAAAUCGGAGUCGACUCUGAUACAGGAAUCGGUUAUUAUGUUCGACUCCGUAACUUUAUGAACAGGACGUUGUAAUUGGUUCUUAAGAAUGCCAAUUCAUUAUUUUGAGCCAAUCACAUCCUCUACACACACCUGUUGGUUGGAGAGAUAAUGUGCGUGCGUGCAAAAGAGAGAGAGAGAGAGAGAUAGAGAGAGAGGAUGUGUAUUACAUCAAUCCAAGGGACAGUGGUUGGAGAAGUGGAUUCUCCCAAUUUGUCUAGUUUCUAUAUGGUAAUGAAAUUAUUUCUGACCCAGCCUGUUUCUUGUGAUUUUCCCUCUUAAAAUUGGAUAUGAGCAGCAACUAGGGAAUGACAUGUUACCAGUCAUUUUAAGGUAAAGUUACGAUUGUCUCUAAUUAUAAUAGCAGGAGUUUAUGUCUUCAUGUCACACAUUUCAAAAACUCUUAAGAGAAAAUAAAAACUACAUUUAGUGUGCGAUUACUGCAAUCUUCACAGUGCCAUCGCCAGAACAUAUGGGAUUGGAAACACUAUUAAAUUACAGGUAAACUAGUGAUAUUUUAUCAAACCAAUAACCACACCAAUAUAUCUUAAUAAAACCCACUGCUAUUUAAUCCUUUGUGAUCGAGACUUCUGAGUUAGUGUUUGGAUUUGGGUAGAAACUGACCAGCAGUUACAGAAAAACUUUAUCACGGAGCGGCAGUCGGACGCAAUAAGCAGUGGAUUGAGUGAACUAUAAACGACUGAAAAUUAAACGAUGAUUUUUAUAAUUCCAUUGAUUUUCCGCUCAUGCCUGACAAGCAGUUUUAGGGGGUGAAAAUAAUGUAUGUCACGUGGGAAGGCACUGCCCACUAAUGGCCAUCCCUGGUGACGGCCCUGAAUUUUGAAACUAUCCUGAUUGAAACGGCGUGAGUCGGGAAUCGGAGUCAGCUCCAGAAAGCUCGAAAACGAACACACUUAGUGAGAACUGUCUGACUUGACUGCACUCAUUUCACUCCUCCCCUGGCUCUCAUCUACUUUCAAGGGGAGCGUUUGGCAUCUCAAACAAGCCUACUGUCAUACAAUGGUUAUCAAUAUGCUGUUCAGCUUGUAGUCCAAAAACCAGGAAGAGAAUUCGCCAUGAGUUCCCUCCGGAUUUUCCUAUGGGUUUUUAUAAUGGGUUUUUAAAGUUAUGUGUAAAAUAAGGUCUGUGGUAAACAUUACUUGACGAUACAUUGACGUUUUGUUCUACAACAUAAAUUACACACA